UUGGAUGAGAACCCAGGACUCUGUGAAUGCACAUUCGAAAGAAAAAAAAGAAGAAGAAAAAAACUUCUUGUAAACACCUAGUGCAUAAAUUAUUGCACUGAUAUGUAAGCAUGUUGGCAGGUGCUCAUUAUCGCAACACAUGGGAUGCAGUGUUUGCAGGACUCGGCUGAACUCGGGCAGAGCGCUGUCCAGAGUGCCGCUGUCUUUUACCAUGCUCUUGAUUUUUCUCUAUCUUUUUCACUGCUUGAGUGGAUUUUGCGACUCGGCACCAAAAAUCACGGUUGGACAAAAUCUGAUGAGAGACCACGUCCCGGGUAAAGUGCACGCAGUGCGCGCCGACCUCCGCUGGGACGGGACCGUUUCCGCGCACGUUAGCGCACUCUCGGAGCUUCAGGAGUCGGAAAACGGCGGCGGGGAAAGUGGAAUCCCUGUUUCAAACACGUAUGGAAGUAAGAGAUUUCCCCAGGCCAUCAUAAUUGGCGUGAAGAAAGGGGGAACCAGGGCGCUGCUGGAGUUUCUGCGCGUCCAUCCAGAUGUGCGCGCUGUGGGCGCCGAGCCGCACUUCUUCGAUAGAUUCUACCACAAGGGUCUCGAGUGGUACAGGAACUUGAUGCCAAGGACCCUUGAUGGCCAGAUCACAAUGGAAAAGACACCCAGCUACUUUGUCACUAAAGAAGCCCCUUCCCGUCUGUGUGCUAUGAACUGCGACACCAAACUCAUUGUGGUGGUGAGGGAUCCAGUGACCAGAGCCGUGUCUGAUUACACACAAACUCGGACAAAAAGCCCUGGACUUCAGUCCUUCCAGACACUAGUGUUCAAAAACUGCAGCUUGGGAGUCAUUGACACCUCAUGGAGUGCUGUGCGCAUUGGCAUGUACGCCCAGCACCUGGAAAACUGGCUCCAACAUUUCCCGCUCUCCAGCUUCUUGUUUGUAAGUGGGGAGAGACUAGUGAGUGACCCAGCUGGUGAGGUGGGACGAGUGCAAGACUUCCUGGGUCUCAAGCGUAUUGUCAGUGACAAGCACUUCUACUUCAACCAGACCAAGGGCUUCCCAUGUCUGAAGAAGCCAGAGGGCAGUAGUAGGCCACGUUGCCUGGGGAAAUCCAAGGGUAGGACUCACCCUCACAUUCCAACAGAUGUGCUUCAGAAGCUCAGGGAGUUUUACAGACCCUUGAACCAUAAGUUCUAUCAGAUGAGCGGCCUUGAUUUUGGCUGGGACUGAAGCUUUGAAUGGGGAGUUGGCUUAAAAAGGCAACUUAACAAAUGCCAUUUGCACAUUUCAGUACAUUUAUUUCAUUUACACACUUUUUAAAAUGGAGGAAGCAUGAAUUAAUAUAACCAGAGGCAGUCCUAGAUCAUCCCAUGGUAUUAGAAUGUUUAAUAAGUAUUCAACAGGUUUUAAUAUGUUCAUUAGGUCUUCUGGAUCCUAAUAUUAUGCAGU
Ictalurus furcatus (blue catfish) is the source of this 1441-nucleotide messenger RNA. RefSeq names its product heparan sulfate glucosamine 3-O-sulfotransferase 6-like. The transcript is spliced from 2 exons. Bases 140 to 1222 code for a protein of 360 amino acids. NCBI's taxonomy places the organism in Eukaryota, Metazoa, Chordata, Actinopteri, Siluriformes, Ictaluridae. Gene Ontology annotation, molecular function: [heparan sulfate]-glucosamine 3-sulfotransferase activity. The record is from RefSeq and is a predicted model, not a curated record.